Messenger RNA from Cornus florida, 384 nucleotides. RefSeq names its product glycine-rich protein DOT1-like. The record is from RefSeq and is a predicted model, not a curated record. The transcript has a single exon. Lineage: Eukaryota; Viridiplantae; Streptophyta; Magnoliopsida; Cornales; Cornaceae. Bases 1 to 384 code for a protein of 127 amino acids.
AUGACUAGUAAGAUUCUCAUGAUUCUGCUUCUUCUUGGUGCAUUUGCUUGCACCAUCACUAGUGCUAGGAAGCUUGUCUUGGAAAAGGGUACUAUUACUAAUGCAGGUGAGUUGGACAAGGCAUUCUACCACCACUUUCCUGGCUACAAAGGCGGGCUAGGCGGCGGCAGCGGCUGGUUCAGAGGUGGUCCUGGCACCGGCUUGGGUGGCGGUGGAGCUGCUUAUGGCCGUGGAUCGGGCGGGUUUGGUAGGGGUGCUGGUGCUGGAUCUGGUUCGGCUGGGGCUGCAAAUGGUGGUGGGCUUGGGUCAGGCCUUGAAGGUGGUGGUGGUGGUGGUGUGCCUGGUGGAAGCUUAAAACCUGGACUCACUACUGCACUGCCUUGA